This is a messenger RNA of Octopus sinensis (East Asian common octopus), 2553 nucleotides long. Its product is annotated as UDP-galactose translocator. Gene Ontology annotation, cellular component: Golgi membrane. NCBI's taxonomy places the organism in Eukaryota, Metazoa, Mollusca, Cephalopoda, Octopoda, Octopodidae. Gene Ontology annotation, molecular function: UDP-galactose transmembrane transporter activity. Gene Ontology annotation, biological process: pyrimidine nucleotide-sugar transmembrane transport. The transcript is spliced from 4 exons. The record is from RefSeq and is a predicted model, not a curated record. The coding region runs from base 238 to 1203 and encodes 321 amino acids.
UUUGUGGUUUUCUUUUUUCACAUACGCUUUUUAUUUAAAUGCAGCUAAUUUAAACAGUGUUUGCUCAUUACAGCCCACUGACAAACUUACACUUUAUCCAUAUAUAUAUAUAUAAAUAUAUAAUGGUGGUGAUGAUGGUGCUAAUAAUAUAUUACCGACAUUAAUCCGGUUGUUUCCUGUUUUCUUGUGUUUUGUUUAAACCAAACAGUAAAUUAAAUAACUCUUAUUUAAAGUAACAUGCCUUCCUUAAAUGUUCCUCUUGAGAGUCAAAGCGAAAUGAAAAUUGUUAAUGAUGUUGCUUCCGAUAAAGAAAUUAAGUCUGUGGAUUCUUUAGAAACACCUAAAACAACAGAAUCACCUAAAAGUAUGAAAUAUAUUAGUUUGACCUCAUUAACUUUGCAAAAUGCCCUGCUUGCACUUGUUAUGCGAUAUGUGCGUACGAGACCAGGAGAUCUAUUCAUGUCAACCACAGCGGUGAUAAUGUCAGAGGUUUUGAAAUUCAUGACUUGUCUUGUCUUCAUUUUUAUCCAAGAAGGUAGCGUCUCAAAUUGGUUACGACAUUUGAAUGAGAACAUCAUCAAACAACCAAUUGAUUGUAUGAAAGUUUCCAUUCCAUCUCUUGUCUAUACGCUGCAAAAUAACCUUCUCUAUGUCGCUGUAUCUAAUCUGGAUGCUGCAACAUACCAAGUCACAUACCAACUAAAAAUACUGACCACAGCCAUGUUCUCGGUAUUUAUGUUGAACAAAAAACUUAGUCGUAUGCAAUGGGCCUCACUGGUCAUCUUGUUCAUGGGGGUCUCAUUCGUGCAACUCCAACCGGCAUCAUCUACAAAGUCUGCUGAUUCGACAACACAACAGCAACCCCUAAAAGGGCUCAUUGCUGUAAUCAUCUCCUGUAUAAUGUCUGGUUUUGCUGGAGUCUACUUUGAAAAAAUCCUCAAAGGAACCAAACCAAAUUUAUGGCUUCGCAAUGUUCAACUUGGCUUUCUAGGAACCAUCAUUGGAUUAAUCACAAUGGAAAUAAAAGACGGAUUCCAAGUGAAAGAGAAAGGAUUCUUCUUUGGUUACGACUGGGUUGUGUGGUUAGCAAUUUGUUUACAGUCAUUUGGUGGUCUUUUAGUAGCCGUAGUAGUGAAAUACGCUGACAAUAUUUUAAAAUGUCUGCUUUCCUGCUCACUAGUACUUUGGUCUUUGCUAGAUUAACUCUAGCUUAGAGUUAAUAAUCUUAGUGUCUAAAGCCCUUUGAUUCUAGGCCUUGGUUCUACAUCUGGAAUUUCUUCUCUAAUUCUACUAUAGAUUCAGCAAGCUCCUGUGGGUUUUAAAUUCCUCUGUUACUGUUAUAGCCUGGAGAACUACAAUAAGCAAGAGGGGUCUGAGAACCAAGUCUUGGUGAAUUCUUAUCUGCCACCUUACUUCCAGCACCCCUGUACAAGGCUUGGAUGGCUCUCACCAUCCACUCAUCUACCACUAGCUUCCACAGCAACCAGCAGAUGAGGGAGUGAGGGACCCUAUCAAACACUUUUCCAUGUCAACAAAUAUCAAGUACAGCAGUUUAGUUUUGGCUAAACACAUCUCUUGCAGUUGCCUUAUGAGGAAGCUGCAUCAGUCGUGCUUCUCCUUAGCACCAAACUGCAUCUGCAGUGUUAAUAAAGUAACUAUAUAUAUAUAUAUAUGCAAAUAUGUAUAUAUGUACAUUAUACAUAUACAUGUAUUAUGUGUGUGUUUGUGUAUAUAUAUAGACACACGUGUGUAUGUGUGUAUAUAUAUAUAUAUAUUUAUUUAUGUGUGUGUAUUUAUGUAUGUAUAUAUAUAUGUAUGUAUGUAUAUAUAUAUAUAUAUAUGUGUGUGUGUGUAUAGCAGAAUGGAACACAUCUCAUUCUCUAAGUUAGGAUCAACGAAGAUAAGAAUGAACGUGGGCAACUAAGAUAGAGAAUGUUAUACAGAUAUAUGUAUGCACGUACUUUGAAGAGGAUUGUUCAUUUUGCGGGGAGGGGCCUUUGCUACAGUUUGUUACAUGUUUCCCCAUCAUUCAACACAUUGAUUACUUAAUCAAAAGUUGGUCUUUUAAUUAUGUUUAAUAUGAAUUAAUAUGGUAGGCUUUUUUUUUUUUUAGGAAGAGAAGGAUAUUUUCCAAAUGUCUGUCGUUCAACUUUCUCUUCUAAUAAAAAUGAAAAAAUACAAAUUUUGGUGAUAAAAAAAUUUGAAGCGGUUAAAUUUAUCAUGUGAGGGAUUCCGAUUUUGUAUGGUCCAUGGUCUGUAAUCUGUGGACAACAUUGUAUAGUUUUAUGGUUUCUUUGAUUGUUCAAAUAUAUUUGAAGUCAAUCACUGUUUGUAGAAAUUUUUAAAAUACAAAAAAAAAAAAAAAGAAAAAACCUGAAAGAGUGUGGUUUGAAUCCAUGAAUCAGAUGAAUGAUUGGAAAAGUGGAACGAAAUAGGAACUGUGUGUGUGUAAUAGAUGUGUGUAUGUGGCCCAGACCCUCUAUUUGUUAAUAGUUGACUUUGGUGUAAAAUAUGGAACUACAUUUCGGAAUAAAACUAUUUUUAAAAAAAUUA